Molecule: messenger RNA, 4969 nt
Organism: Pecten maximus
Lineage: Eukaryota; Metazoa; Mollusca; Bivalvia; Pectinida; Pectinidae
Exons: 25
Molecular function (GO): protein binding
Source: RefSeq, a predicted model, not a curated record
GCUGCUUAAAGUGCGAGCAAGAAAACAGAUAAAAGGAUUCCUGGUCAAAUGGAAGGAUGGAAGAAGUUCUUGGGAACCUCAGAAGAAUAUAUUGGAUGAAGAACUUUUGAAGGCUUUUUAUAGGAUAUGAACUUAAAAAUAACUUCGAAAGUGACCUCUUUAUAAUCUGUAAUUUGCGCUAUUUUAACUUCACUUGGAGAUUCUGAGCUGACCAGUCUGUAUCUCUAGAUCUCUGUGUUUUGAUGUUUCAAAUUUUGAUUUUUCAAUAAUUCACAACAUUACAUCGCAUCUAUACUUCGGAUCAUUCAUUAUUCAACAUCUUAUACCAAUAUGUGUUUUAACGUUUACUAGGGCAUUAUUACGUGUGUGUGUGUGUGUGUGUGUGCGUUUGUGCAUAUAUAUUAAUGAGGUAAAUCAUAACAGUACACACCAACGUAACGAGGUAUGCCAAACUACCGAGGUAAAAUUCCCGUUACCUCGAUGUGUAAACCUCGCAAAUAACGUGUCUUGUUGGUGUUCACACUAUUCACCAAAUUUCGUGUUUACCUCGCUAUACCACUUCAGGGUUGAUGUGGGUGUCGGAGUGUGUCAAACACUUUGCCAUCUCAGAUUUGUCGUGAUCAAACCACGCCCAUGUAUCUUCUGAUUGGUCGAUUAAUUUCCCCUUCGGAUUUUCUCGUGUGUUACAUCAAGUUACAUGUGCUGUUCGGAACAACUCGGUUAGGUACGAAAAUGGCGGGAUAGGUCUACUAGCCGGCCUGCUAGCUACAUUUUACGACUCAACGAGGUAAGAAUAUUAGUUAACGGUAACUAAAGGCUAAGGGCAUGAUGACAUCCAUCUUUUUAGCACGAUGCAAGCAGAAGGUCGUCGUGGAAUAGCAUAUUUUCUUACAGAGAAGUAUGAAACUUGGGACCUGUUGAUCACUUAUGCGCAAUUCCAUCGCCUCGAUUUUGAACCUUUACGCAAACACGAGAAAAAACACCUUUUAUAUGUCUUUUCUGUAGAUGCAGUGUAUAAAAUUUGCGGCUUCAUAAAAAAACAAGAACUGCAAGUUUUACUGGUUAAUGUUAUUUGAUGAAUAGAGUAGAAGUUCAACUGUACGUGCAAGGCGAGAACUUGAUCGAAACCACGAUUUCGUAAUCUACCCUGCUAUAACCAGCUAGGCCUAGGAUGAUGGAAGCUGCGACAAGGUGUUAAUUAAGGUGCAUAUCUCCCACAUGAUAGGAUAUUAAAACUUUUAUUUGUUUUCACAUAUUACGGCUAAUUAUUGUUUACUUUUCGAAAUUUCGCUUCGUCAAAUUAUAGAUUACACAAAAUUUGCAACCGAACGUUUCAGAAACGCUUUUCGAGCUACGGUACAGUAAUGGUACGGUAACGUUACAGAAAUGGUACGCUUUAAGUGGAACAGUGAACAUGUACGGGUCUGUAUUAAUAGCCUAUGAUUAUUUUUUUUAGGGCACAAAAUUAAUAUGAAUACACGACGCAAAAACAGACCUAAAAAAAUCAGUCUUGAUGUGGUUCCUCCCAGGGAAGAGGAAUUAUGUACUUUACACUUUAUUGACACAUACAUAGACACACACGAAAGUGUCGGACAUGCAGAUAAUGGAUUGCAAUUCUAUUUUAAACACAAUGGAAAGAAUUACUGUGUUGAUGCUACAACUUCCUCAGGAUUAGGGUGUAUGGUAAAUGAUGCUGUAGCUUCAAAAGCAAAUUGCAGAAUGGUGAAAAUUUUGGAAGAUGGUGAGCCUAAGCUAUGCCUUAUUGCAAAGAAGCAGAUUGAAAAAGAUGAAGAACUGAGGUACGACUAUGGAGUGAGUGAUCUUCCAUGGAGGAAAUUAAAGAAAGGUGCUGUCAAACCAGUGUUGUAUGCAGAACCAAAAACUACCAGGAUGGAUCACGUAGCAGAAGACACUAUAUCUUUGGUAGAUAUACCACUGACCAACACAGAAACUACCAGGAUGGAUCACGUAGCAGAAGACACUAUAUCUUUGGUAGAUAUACCACUGACCAACACAGAAACUACCAGUAUGGAUGUAGCAGAAGACACUAUAUCUUCGGUAGAUAUACCACUGACAAACACAGAAACUACCAGGAUGGAUCACGUAGCAGAAGACACUAUAUCUUUGGUAGAUAUACCACUGACCAACACAGAAACUACCAGGAUGGAUCACGUAGCAGAAGACACUAUAUCUUUGGUAGAUAUACCACUGACCAACACAGAAACUACCAGGAUGGAUCACGUAGCAGAAGACACUAUAUCUUUGGUAGAUAUACCACUGACCAACACAGAAACUACCAGGAUGGAUCACGUAGAAGACACUAUAUCUUUGGUAGAUAUACCACUGACCAACACAGAAACUACCAGGAUGGGUCACGUAGCAGAAGACACUAUAUCUUUGGUAGAUAUACCACUGACCAACACAGAAACUACCAGGAUGGAUCACAUAGCAGAAGACACUAUAUCUUUGGUAGAUAUACCACUGACCAACACAGAAACUACCAGGAUGGAUCACGUAGCAGAAGACACUAUAUCUUUGGUAGAUAUACCACUGACCAACACAGAAACUACCAGGAUGGAUCACAUAGCAGAAGACACUAUAUCUUUGGUAGAUAUACCACUGACCAACACAGAAACUACCAGGAUGGGUCACGUAGCAGAAGACACUAUAUCUUUGGUAGAUAUACCACUGACCAACACAGAAACUACCAGGAUGGAUCACAUAGCAGAAGACACUAUAUCUUUGGUAGAUAUACCACUGACCAACACAGAAACUACCAGGAUGGGUCACGUAGCAGAAGACACUAUAUCUUUGGUAGAUAUACCACUGACCAACACAGAAACUACCAGGAUGGAUCACAUAGCAGAAGACACUAUAUCUUUGGUAGAUAUACCACUGACCAACACAGAAACUACCAGGAUGGAUCACAUAGCAGAAGACACUAUAUCUUUGGUAGAUAUACCUUUGACCAACACAGAAAUUGUAACAAAGAGAAAAAAUACCUUGAGAUUUUUUGAGGAAGAUCUGGAAUGGGCAAACACAAGCAAAGAUGACAUAGACAGUCCAUCAAAAAAGAAAAUUAAGGAGAAAACAGAAAGGAAGAAAAAGAAGAAAUUUGAAGAUGAGGAAGAGAAAAAGUCAUUGUCAAGUGCAAGUGCUCACAAGGAGAAAAAAACAAAGAAAAAGAAGCCAGAUUGUGACAAGAUGGGACCAACAGAUUUGUAUGUGAAGAAACAUGGUAAUAAGAAGCUUAAGGCUGGCCACAUGAAACCAGUGACUGAUGCAUUGAUUGUUGUUGAUAAUACCUCUGAUAUGCCUGUCCCAGAGUUGGAAAUUCUUGGUGAUUCAACAGAUUGCACAAUCACCAAGAGAUGCAAAAAAAACAUAGAAUAUGGUUAUUUUGAUGAAGACAGUGAGGACAUUGACAACCAAGAUGCUAUGGAGGACAGUUUUGACGACUCAACCCAAGAUCCAGAUUACUCCACUGAGUCUUCAGAUGAAAGCAUUGCUCACUCUGAUAAUGUUGAAGCAGGAUAUGUGUCCGAUUCUUCUUCCAACAUGUCUGACACAGUUCCACUUGUGGAUACAUUACCUGUUUUAAGUAACACCAAAUGUUGUUCAGAAAUCAACCUAUCACAAACAGAAAAGAAGCCUGCAAUCAGUAUACAAACAAGCAGCAACACGAAAGUUCAACGAGUUUGGGAUAAAGUACACUAUUGUUUUUUUUGUGAGAUAAGUUCAACUAACAUUUCGAAACACUACUUGGGACCUCAUCAAAGUGAAGCAGAAGUGCAAAAAAUUCUGUCAUAUCCAAAGAAAUCAGAGGCAAGAAGACUUGAAUUGCUAAAACUCAGAAAUGCUGGUGAUUACAAACACAACACAGAUAUAUUGAAGAAGGGGGAAGGGGUUUUAGUGACCUGGACACGAAGACCUGAAGAUGAAGUGUCUUCUGGAGACUUCCUGCCAUGUGAAGACUGCUUAGCAUUCUUUCUUAGAUCAAACCUGUGGAGACACCGGAAAGUAUGUCCAUUUAGAAAAGAAGGGGCAAAGUAUCGAAAAGUACAGUCGGAAGCAUCCUUCCUCUUGCCUUCUUCUCAUGAGGUCAACAAGGGCUUAGAAAUGAAUGUUCUUCGCAAAAUGAAUGCAGACGAAAUAACAAUUGCUGCAAGAAAUGACCGAAUCAUAACCAAAGUUGGAGAAAAGUUGUACCAGAAACAUGGCCAUCUUCCACAUCUUUAUUCCCAUGUUAGUCAGAAGAUGAGGGAAUUGGCAAGGUUGCUUAUAGCUGUAAGAGGCCAACAACCUGAUGUUAAUUCUCUAUCAGACUUGCUGCAUCCUGAACGAUUUAUGCUUGCCGUUAAAGCAACCAAGAUUUUGUGCAAUUUCUCAGAAGAUACAAACACAUAUGGAAAUCCAUCCCUUGCUCUAAAGAUCGGCCACUUACUGAAAAAAUGUGCAAAGAUUAAGAAAUCUUCAGCAUUGUCAUCAGGGGAUUCUGAUCUAGGGAAGAAUGCAGAUGAUUUUCUUACACUUCUUGAUGAUGAGUGGACUGACGAAAUUUCAAGUUCAGCUUUGCAAACACUCAAUACAAACAAGAUGAACAAGGGACAGCUGCUACCACUGACAGAGGACUUGAAGAAACUGCAGUGUUACUUUCAGGAAAAGAGUAAAUCCCUUUCAGCAUCUUUGCAGAAUUCAUUUUCAAAACCAGACUGGGAGCUUUUGAAUCAAUUAACAUUGGCACGGCUUGUCAUGUUUAAUAGACGGCGUGGUGGAGAGACCCAGAGGAUCACAUUAGAGGGAUAUGCAGCAAAACUGACCAAGCAUGAUUCACUUCAAGAAAUUAAAGACUCAUUAAGUCCAGUUGAAAAAAUGCUCUGUGAAACAUUUGGGCGUGUUGAAAUACGUGGGAAAAAAGGACGAACAGUACCUGUGUUACUCACUCCAGCAAUUCAGCAGAGUAUUGAUU